UCUUUCCUCUACCCCUACACAGCAACGCUGCCGGUGGGGCGGAACACUCCUCAUCGAUCAGUUGGUUUCUAGGAACCGCCGACAGACCUGGCACACCACCGUGGCUUCUUGCUAGAGAUCUGACGCUUUGAUUUGCCAACUCGCCGUCGUAUCCCCUCAACUCACUGCAACAUGGGAGAGCGAGAAGACCUAGUUUAUCAGGCAAAACUCGCCGAACAGGCAGAGAGAUAUGACGAGAUGGUGGAGUCUAUGAAGAAGGUGGCGGGGAUGGACGUGGAGCUCACAGUGGAGGAGAGGAACCUACUAUCGGUGGCCUACAAGAACGUGAUCGGGGCUCGGAGAGCGUCUUGGAGGAUAAUCAGCAGUAUCGAACAGAGGGAAGAGAGCAAGGGCGGCGAGGAGAAGCUGAAGAUGAUCCGGGAGUACAGGCAAACGGUGGAGAAGGAGCUGAAGUCCAUCUGUGGCGACAUCCUGGACGCGCUGGACCGACACCUACUCCCCUCCGCCGCCAUGGGCGAGUCCAAGGUCUUCUACAACAAAAUGAAGGGGGACUACCACCGGUACCUGGCAGAGUUCGCCACCGGCAACAACAGAAAGGAGGCGGCAGAGAACAGCCUGGUGGCCUACAAAACCGCCACGGACCUCGCCAUGUUGGAGCUGCCGCCCACGCACCCCAUCCGCCUCGGCCUCGCCCUCAACUUCUCCGUCUUCUACUACGAGAUCCUCAACUCCCCCGACCGCGCCUGCAGGUUGGCGAAGGCUGCGUUCGACGACGCCAUCGCAGAACUGGACACGCUGAGUGAAGAAAGCUACAAGGACUCCACGCUUAUCAUGCAGUUGUUACGCGACAACCUGACACUAUGGACUUCAGACAUGCAGGGAGAAGAGUCCUAAAGGAAUCAAAGCGCUUCUUUUCUCAUGCUAACUGUACUUUGUGAAGAACAGAACAAAGAGACACUGCAAGACGUCGAGGACGAGGCCCAGUGAGACUGCCACCAACAGCCAACAACUUGAUUCCCCUCUGCCCCUCACCUCCUCACACUCCCCCCCCCCUCCCCCUCCGCCCAUGCCUUUGUCUUCCUCAUCCUCCUCCUCCUUUUUCCUUUUCCUCACCUCCGGCAAUCCCUGACCCUGCAGGGUCAUGGGAGUUAAUGAUUUUAUUUUUCUCUUAUUUUUGUAUUAGCCCUCACACCGUUUGAUUAAAUACCACUUAAUUGAGAAAGGAAGUCCAACGUUAGAAAGAGAAAGAGGUCCCUGUUUGCUGUUUUUUGUCCUGGUACAAGCAGUUCUGAAAAACCAUUCUUUGUUUAUUGUAUUUUUGUUUUUUGCUUUUUCCUCCAUAUUUUUAUCAGUUGCUGGAUGUAUUGAGAUUUUUUUCGUAAUGUAAUUACAGAAAUUAACUUUUAUUACUAAUAAUGUUGAAUACUAGUUUUGGGAGCUAUUUUAUCUCUGUUUUUAGUGACAUGUCGAACAGAUUAUCCGGCCUUCUGACGGGCACGUCGGGGAAGCCCCGGCGUCCUUUUUGUUGGGCUGGAUUUUCCGAGGAAGUUGGCAGAAUGUGCGAUAUCCACGUGGGGCAAAGAAGUGCUUAAUGUUUUACACUACGAUUAGUCUCGUGUUUUAUAGCUGUUCCUGGACUGUGUUUUGUGCUGAAAUACUGUAAGUGUUGACACAUGCUAGAUCUCUUUAACACUAACUUAUUUCUAACUGGUUUGAUUCUUCACCAACGUUGGGAGAUUUCUCACCUGUGUAAAAAGUGUCUGUUUGACCCGGUUCCCCCGCUGAGAUCACGGGCAGCACAGACAUGAGCUAACACGUUAGCUUCUGCUGCUUCUCCCCUGCUUUAUCAUAAAGCUCCUCUAGAAUCAGAUUUUCUUUCUUAGGCUGUUUCAUUUCUUGCUCUCCUGUAUUUGUUUUUUGUUUUUUUUGCUUCAUUAUAUGUAACUUGGAGCUGAUUUGUACUACUGGAUAUCUGACUGGAGCCACAGACAGGGAAUCUGUAACGUUCUUGUUGAAACACAGCAUGGCAUUAACAUUAAACAAUCUAAAUUAAAACAAA
Molecule: messenger RNA, 2059 nt
Organism: Fundulus heteroclitus (mummichog)
Lineage: Eukaryota; Metazoa; Chordata; Actinopteri; Cyprinodontiformes; Fundulidae
Gene: ywhae1
Product: tyrosine 3-monooxygenase/tryptophan 5-monooxygenase activation protein, epsilon polypeptide 1
Exons: 7
Coding region: 172-894 (240 amino acids)
Biological process (GO): signal transduction
Cellular component (GO): cytoplasm
Source: RefSeq, a predicted model, not a curated record